AACAACUUUUGAGUGUCUACUCACUGAGCGACCAUUCAACGCUUCUUUACAGACCUUACGCACAACGGACUCAGAACAAGAGACUGAAAAUCAAGAAUCGCAUCCCCAAGAUUCAAUUUUCUCUUACGAAUCCUCUACAAAUGGGUCUGAGUUAGUUUGCUUAACACUCAAUUGUAUGAUCAUCAUCUUGUUUAUUUACUUUUUCUUUUCUGGGUCCCAACAUUUUAGGUUGUAUGCACGAUUGUCGUACACUUGCUACUACCAUUUACGGCCAAUUCAUCAAUGGUUCACUUAUUGUUGAGAUAGAGAUAAUUCAAACAUUAAUCUUCGUCCUGCAUAAUUUAAUCCCUAUUAGUAGGGGAAACAAAAAGGCCGAUCGCUAUUAUUAUUAUCUACAGACUACAGCCUGUCAUCCCUGUUUGUUUGGUGACUGGACUUGAAUUUUGUUGGCGUAAAGAAAAGUGCGCUAACCAAAUUGGACCCAUCUGUGAUUUGACUAAAGAAGAACUGUUUGGGUUUAGGAGCAAGGUAGGCAGGAAAGAGAGAGAGAGAGAGAGAGAGAGAGAGAGAGAGAGAGAGUUAAUGGCAAGUCCAGCGACAAAGGACCACUCUCACAUUGAUAUUAACGAUAUAAAUGAGGAAUCUCAACAGAUUUCUGACAAGGAUAUUGUAGAGAAAGAUAUGGCGCCUUUGCCUGGGAGCUCAAUUCAUAGGUCAUCUUCUCGCCCACAGCUAGAUGUAAGUGGUGCUGCAAUUCAGGGGAAUUUUGAGGAAAAGGAUCCCGCAAUUCUGUUGCCUAAUCAGACUGAUGAUAUUUCACACCUUGCUUUGGAUAUUGGUGGCUCUCUUAUCAAGCUGAUUUACUUUUCAAGACAUGCGGACCGACAAGUGGAUGAUGGGAGAAAGAGGAAAAUUAAGGAGAGAUUGGGUGUUUCUAAUGGCAGCAGAAGAAGCUAUCCUAUCCUUGGAGGGAGGCUUCAUUUUGUCAAGUUUGAGACAUCAAACAUUAAUGAGUGCUUAGAUUUUAUUCAUUCCAAGCAACUUCAUUGCGGUGGGAUGGAUUCACAAUGUUGGCCUUCUGAUGCCCCACCAAGUGAAAAUGCAGUAAUUAAGGCUACAGGUGGUGGAGCAUAUAAGUUCGCUGAUCUUUUUAAGGAAAGGCUGGGAGUCAGUAUAGAGAAAGAAGAUGAAAUGAAUUGUCUUGUUGCUGGUGCAAACUUCUUACUCAAGGCAAUCCGUCAUGAAGCUUUUACGCAUAUGGAGGGUCACAAGGAGUUUGUGCAGAUAGACCAGAAUGAUUUAUUUCCAUAUCUGCUCGUGAAUAUCGGUUCUGGUGUUAGUAUGAUCAAGGUUGAUGGGGAUGGGCAGUUUCAGCGGGUCAGUGGCACAAAUGUUGGAGGUGGUACAUAUUGGGGAUUGGGGAGGUUGUUAACUAAAUGCAAGAGUUUUGAUGAACUGCUAGAGCUCAGUCAGCGUGGAGACAAUAGAACCAUAGACAUGCUUGUUGGCGACAUCUAUGGUGGUAUGGAUUACUCCAAGAUUGGCCUUUCAGCUUCAACAAUUGCUUCGAGUUUUGGGAAGACAGUUUCAGAAAACAAGGAUCUUGAAGAUUAUAAGCCUGAAGACAUAUCUCUAUCCCUGCUGCGCAUGAUUUCAUACAAUAUUGGUCAGAUAGCUUAUCUCAAUGCACUGCGUUUUGGACUCAAAAGGAUAUUCUUUGGAGGAUUUUUCAUACGAGGUCAUGCUUACACUAUGGACACAAUCUCUUUUGCUGUUCAGUUCUGGUCCAAGGGAGAUGCACAAGCUAUGUUCUUGCGACAUGAAGGUUUCUUGGGCGCUCUGGGUGCUUUUAUGAGCUACGAAAAGCAUGGUUUAGAUGAUCUGAUGGUUCAUCAGUUAGUGGAAAGAUUCCCGAUGGGUGCACCAUACAUUGGAGGAAAUGUUCACGGCCCACCACUGGGAGAUUUGAAUGAGAAGAUAUCGUGGAUGGAGAAAUUUGUGCGAAAGGGAACUGAAAUUACUGCUCCUGUUCCAAUGGCUCCACCAGCUACUACCGGCCUUGGAGGCUUUGAAGUUCCAUCAUCUAAAGGAGUUCUGCGACCUGAUGCAAGUAAAUUAAAUGUUGGAGUUUUGCAUCUGGUCCCAUCUUUGGAUGUUUUCCCACUUUUAGCAGAUCCAAAAAUAUAUGAGCCAAAUACCAUAGACCUCUCAGAUCACGGCGAGCUAGAGUACUGGUUCACUGUGUUAUCUGAGCAUUUGUCGGAUCUUGUUGACAAGGCAGUGGCUAGUGAGGGUGGGACUGACGAUGCCAAAAGAAGGGGUGGUGCAUUUGCUCGGGCAUUUUCCGCACACUUGGCUAGAUUGAUGGAGGAACCUGCAGCUUAUGGAAAGCUAGGGCUUGCCAACCUUUUGGAGCUAAGAGAAGAAUGCUUGAGAGAGUUUCACUUUUUUGAUGCUUACCGUACCAUUAAACAAAGGGAGAAUGAAGCUUCACUUGCAGUUUUACCUGAUCUUCUGCUGGAGCUUGAUAGCCUGACUGAGGAUAUGAGAUUACUUACACUAAUAGAAGGUGUUCUUGCUGCUAACAUCUUUGAUUGGGGAUCACGUGCCUGUGUUGAUCUCUAUCACAAAGGAACAAUUAUUGAAAUCUAUAGAAUGAGUCGCAAGAAGAUGCAAAGACCGUGGCGGGUGGACGAUUUUGAUGCAUUUAAAGAGAGAAUGCUAGGGUCUGGAGACAGAAAGCUGCUGCCACAUAAAAGAGCACUUCUUUUUGUUGACAACUCUGGUGCGGAUAUUGUUUUAGGGAUGCUUCCCCUUGCAAGGGAACUUCUCCGGCGUGGAACUGAAGUUGUGCUGGUAGCGAACUCACUUCCUGCACUAAAUGAUGUUACUGCAAUGGAGUUGCCUGAUAUUGUUGCUGAGGCUGCGAAGCACUGCGAUAUUCUUCGAGGAGCAGCUGAAGCAGGAGGCUUGCUUGUUGAUGCUAUGAGCAAUAUCCAAGAUGGUUACAAGGAAAAUACACCUUCCGUUCCUCUGAUGGUUGUGGAGAAUGGAUGUGGCAGUCCAUGCAUAGACUUGAGGCAAGUGAGCUCAGAGUUAGCAGCUGCAGCCAAAGAUGCAGAUCUGGUAAUUUUGGAAGGGAUGGGCCGGUCUUUGCAUACCAAUUAUAAUGCAAAGUUCAAAUGUGAUGCUCUAAAGCUUGCUAUGGUGAAGAAUCAGCGGUUGGCAGCAAAAUUGGUUAAAGGGAAUAUUUAUGAUUGUGUAUGUAGAUAUGAACCAGCUAGCUGAAAGCUUCCCUUUUUCAUGUAUUUUUAUUCAUCUCGUCUCUCAGAACUAUUGCCCAUACUCGGGGGGUUGAGGUUGAUCAUAAGCAGACGUCUCAACAAAUAUAUGAUUAUAGAUGUAAAACUUCAGGAAUUGUAUUUUGUUUCUCAUUAAUGCGUUAAUCCUUCUAUUGUA
This is a messenger RNA of Solanum dulcamara, 3459 nucleotides long. Its product is annotated as pantothenate kinase 2. NCBI's taxonomy places the organism in Eukaryota, Viridiplantae, Streptophyta, Magnoliopsida, Solanales, Solanaceae. The record is from RefSeq and is a predicted model, not a curated record. Gene Ontology annotation, molecular function: ATP binding; pantothenate kinase activity. The transcript has 23 exons. Gene Ontology annotation, biological process: coenzyme A biosynthetic process. Gene Ontology annotation, cellular component: nucleus; cytosol. The coding region runs from base 583 to 3288 and encodes 901 amino acids.